Messenger RNA from Osmerus eperlanus (European smelt), 1847 nucleotides. RefSeq names its product zinc transporter ZIP1-like. The record is from RefSeq and is a predicted model, not a curated record. NCBI's taxonomy places the organism in Eukaryota, Metazoa, Chordata, Actinopteri, Osmeriformes, Osmeridae. The transcript has 3 exons. Gene Ontology annotation, biological process: zinc ion transmembrane transport. Gene Ontology annotation, cellular component: plasma membrane. Gene Ontology annotation, molecular function: zinc ion transmembrane transporter activity. The coding region runs from base 88 to 1122 and encodes 344 amino acids.
GUUCUACCAGCUUUUCCCUUCUAAGUCAAACACAUGGAUGGCGUCUGAGUGUUACCUUCUAUCUUCACAGUCAAAAGUGCCAGAAAGAUGGCUCUCCAAAAAGGUUCCACCCCUGUACACUCACUGGGAUGGGAAUUCGAACUGCAGAGUAACCCGGCCACUGUUCCAGGCCUGGAGAUCAAACUGGGAGCUUUAGUAAUGCUUCUCUCCACCACUCUGCUAUGUGGUUUCAUACCACUGUGCAUUGUCAGAGGAGCAGGGAGGUGCAAUGUAGACCCUGCAAUGCGUCAAAGAGUGCUGAGUUUGGUGAGCUGCUUCGCAGGCGGAGUGUUCUUUGCCACCUGCCUCUUGGACUUGGUGCCCGACUAUCUAACUGACAUCAAUGAUGCAUUCCGUAGCCUUGGCAUCACACUCCAGUUCCCUCUGCCUGAGUUUAUCAUGGCAAUGGGGUUCUUUCUAGUCUUGACCCUGGAACAGAUAGUCCUGGCCAUAAAAGACCAAUCACCUGGUCCCUCUGAGGAGAGACGAGCCCUAUUGGUGGACCCAAGUGUCCAAUCAUAUGACAGAGACGGUCCAAGACAGCACCAUCACCACCAUGGUAGGGAGGAGUUUGGGGGGUCCAGGAGUUCAGAGGAGGGGGUCCAUCUUCAUGUGGACCUCAACUCACAUUCAGCCAUCCGGGCCUUCAUGCUGGUCUUCUCCUUGUCCCUGCACUCUGUGUUUGAGGGUUUGGCAGUGGGCUUGCAGGAAGACAACCAACAGGUGUUAGAAAUAUGCCUAGCUUUGCUACUUCAUAAGAGUAUUAUCUCCUUCAGUCUGGCCCUCAAGCUGGCCCAGGGCCAACUACGACGGGCAGCAGUGACAGGCUGCAUCCUGCUUUUUGCUGUGAUGUCACCAUUGGGCAUCGGGCUUGGCAUUGCCCUAACCGAGACCAAGUCUUCCCCCCAACACCAGCUAGCAAGGGCCACGUUAGAGGGCCUAGCAUCAGGCACCUUCAUCUACAUCACAUUCAUGGAGAUCUUGCCCCAUGAACUGGGCUCCCCUAAGAAUCGGAUCCCCAAGGUGGCGAUGUUGCUUACUGGGUUUGCAGUGGUCACAGGCGUCCUUUUUAUCAAACUGUAGGUAGGUCUGAACUCAAGUCUACCAAAUCUGAAUAAAUUAACACUAAGAUGAAUAAAUUAACACUAAAAUGCGAUGCCAAAGAAGAAAGAUAAUGCAGAUUAUGUCAAAUUAGUGUUCAUUAGUAUGGGAUUAGAAAAUGCUACAACCACAUUGUCUUGUGCGACACAAAAAUGCAGAUUUGUCUUUCAGAGGUUAUAAAAAAAUCACACCUGUAAUACUCAGAAAAAAAUGCCAAAUUAUGUGGAUAUAGUAUUAUUUCUAAGGGUGAAACAAUGUAUUUUGAUAUAAUUAUUGUACCUGUUUCCAAUUUACUUAUUGACAAUUCGAAACAAUCAAUUUUUAUGACUAACAGCCAAUUUACAACAAUUGUUCCAUGAUAGUUAAAUAGCCUGAAAAAAAAUCUGACCAAAUAAUUAAUAUAUAUAAUAUAGUAUGUUCAAUUAAUGUGUUCAUUUAGCGGGCCAUCUACACAGCCAGACAGUGUUUUGCAUGUCCUAUGCCUUAUACAUGAAUGUAUAUUUUGUAUAUGAUUUAUAUGAUUUGUGAUAUCUUUAUGUCCUGUGCAUUUGUAGCUACAAUACAGUUGGCAUGUACAAUGUAAAUGCUGUAUUAAUUGAAUGUGUGGUCCUUGAUUCGUUUUCAUUCUCUUGCAAUUUGUUAUCAUGUAGCUUCAUUAUCAUUGUAGCCUGUCCUCAUUGAAUAGUUGAUUAAACGUUUUCACGUAU